This is a messenger RNA of Pestalotiopsis fici W106-1, 2532 nucleotides long. RefSeq lists its product as uncharacterized. Lineage: Eukaryota; Fungi; Ascomycota; Sordariomycetes; Amphisphaeriales; Sporocadaceae. The record is from RefSeq and is a predicted model, not a curated record. Bases 1 to 2532 code for a protein of 843 amino acids. Gene Ontology annotation, biological process: L-tryptophan biosynthetic process. The transcript has a single exon.
AUGGGUAUCCCUCGGAUAUUGUUCCUAGACGCCUAUGACUCCUUCAGCAAUAAUGUCGUCUCUCUACUGACGACGCUGCUGGGAGCUGACGUGGAUAUCCUGCACAUUGACUCACCCCGGUUCGACCCAAAGUCCAAUGACUUUUACGAGAAAUGGAGGCAGGAGCUACAGCAUUACGAUGCUGUAGUCUGUGGGCCUGGGCCUGGGUCGCCGACGAAUGAUGCCGACGUUGGCUUGAUCAAGCACAUCUGGGAACUCGAGGGCAAUCACCUUGUUCCCGUCCUGGGCAUAUGCUUGGGAUUCCAGAGCCUGGCCGCCAGCUGUGGUGCCAAAAUUCGGAGGUUGCAUGGUGGAGGUCUUCAUGGAAUGAUCCGUGAGAUUGACUUCUGCGACACACUCCCGUGUACGGAGGACAACAUUUUCCAAGACGUGCGUCCCUUCAAGGCGACGCUAUACCACAGUCUCUGCGCCGAUUUUGGACAGGACGCGGCUACAGAGGCUGACUGGACUACGCUCAAGUGGCAGCGGCCUCCAAGUUUGGAUGUAAUCCCUCUCGCAUGGGUUGAGGAGUCCAGAGAUACUUCUUCCGAGCGCAUACUCAUGGGCAUGAAGCAUGCAUCAAAACCAUUCUGGGGCUUGCAAUAUCACCCCGAGUCCGUGUGUUCAGAGGAUGCCGGCCAUCAGAUCAUCAGUAACUGGUUCAACCAGGCACUCAAAUGGAAUCAGCAACACGGUCGUACAGUGACGCCGAGGCCCCAAGCCUCUAUUACGGGUCCAACAACUCAAAGUCUGCUCAAGCAAUCGUCGCCCUUGAAAGACGAGAAAGACGCUUUCGGAAGUCUAUCAGACUUUGCCACUGACUCUAAAUACUUGUCCACAACUAUACAGCUGCCCACUCAUGUGGAAGUCCCAGAUAUUGUAGAGUUGUUACAGAGCAAUUCCCGCGAUCACAUUAUUCUCGACUCUGCCAGUGCGCAUACGAAUCGCAUCGGCCUCGAUGUUCGUGGCCGGUAUAGCAUUAUUGCUCUAGAUGUUGAAGACUCUUUAAGGCUCGAAUAUCACGUUGGCAACCCUCACGUCUGCGCUCGCAUGCCAGCGUCAUUGGCAGACGAACAGCAUGGGACCAAGACAAUUCCAUUGCGUCAAGGGCAGACGGUUUGGCACAUGCUGUCUGACUUUUUGAGUGCCAGAAUCAUCAAUGCACCAGAUGCCGAAUCCCCUUUCCUUGGAGGAUUCAUGGGAUUCAUUACUUAUGAGCUCGGUCUAGAGUGUAUAGAUGUCAAGACUGUCGAGUCCAGAAGCCAUAAGAGACCAGACUUGUGCUUUGCAUGGGUGCAGAAAAGCAUAGUGGUCGAUCACCUUGAAGGCACUCUGCGGAUCCAGUACUUGCAUUCUUCGACUGAGGAAGCCAAUGAGUGGAUAGACUCCACGUCGGCUACUCUCCAAUCUGCCGCCCUCUGGGAGGACGGUUUGCGAAUCAACGACACCAAGUUGAAGAAGACGGCUCACUUGACCCCUCCGAUUACACCAACUGGCGUUGCCAACGCUGCAGCAAUCGUUACCCCGGAUGCCGACACCUAUGAGGACAAGGUGCGGACAUGUCAGGAGUACAUAGCAGCGGGUGACUCGUACGAGCUCUGCCUCACGGACCAGACCACCAUAACCCGAGCGGUACCCAACCCGGCCACUGUUGGAACCAUGGCCAGCAGCAACAGCUGGGCGCCCUCGAGCGCCGCCAAGACGCCUGACUCGUGGCAUCUCUACCGCACCCUGCGCGCACGGCAGCCCGCGCCCUUUGGCUCUUACAUAUGCCUGGGCGGCGCGACACUCAUCUCGUCGUCGCCGGAGCGGUUUCUCGAGUACGACCGCAACGGGUUGUGCUCGAUGCGGCCCAUGAAGGGCACCGUCCGCAAGUCGCCCACGGCAUGCGCCACCCUGGCCGAGGCCGAGCGCAUCCUGCACGUCCCCAAGGAGGAGGCCGAGAACCUCAUGAUUGUCGAUCUGGUCCGCCACGACUUGCACACCGUCUGCGGGCCCGGCCGCGUCCGCGUUCCCCAGCUGAACAAGGUCGAGGAGUACGCCAGCGUUUUCCAGAUGAUCAGUGUCGUCGAGGGGCAGCUUCCCUCGGGCCCCAGCCAUCAGCCAGAACAAGACGACGGAGCCUACUACACGGGUCUCGACGUGCUGGCCGCGAGCCUGCCGCCCGGCAGCAUGACGGGUGCCCCCAAGAAGCGCAGCUGUGAAAUUUUGCAAGAGAUUGAGUCGCACCGCGAGCGGAGCCUGUACUCGGGCGUGGUCGGCUACAUGGAUGUCACGGGCAAGGGUGACUGGAGCGUGACCAUCCGGAGUCUGUUUCGAUGGGAUGACGAGACGUCGCGGAGCAGUACUACCGGCAGUGAAGGUGGCGAGACCGAGGUCUGGCGGAUCGGGGCGGGCGGCGCCGUGACUGCUCUCAGCACGGCCGAGGGCGAGAGGGACGAAAUGUUCACAAAGCUCAAGGGCCCAUUGGGUGUCUUUGAAGAGCGGUCGUGA